GUUAAAGCCCGGAAGCUGAAGCUGACAGUUACGAAAACAUAAACACGAUAACAGGCGGGACACAUGUGCUGUCCUAAACUUUAGAAACUGCAACAUCCCUUAAUUAACGCGCUCAAAGGAAAUAAUGUCUGUGCUGUUGUCAGUGCUGGUCGGUGUGCUUGCUGCAUACAUACUGAUUUAUUACAGUCUGUUUAAAGGAGCCAGAUUUAAGAGCAACGUGACGUUAAAGGGAAAAACCGCAAUUGUCACAGGGAGUAAUACAGGCAUUGGCAAAACCACAGCCUUGGAUCUAGCCAAGAGAGGGGCCCGAGUGAUCCUCGCCUGCAGAAACAAACAGAAAGCUGAAGCUGCGGUUUAUGACAUAAGAAAGGAAAGCGGGAACCCUGAGGUACUCUACAUGCAUCUGGACCUGGCCAGUUUUAAGUCCGUUCGUGAUUUUGCAGUGACUUUUCUGAAGAGUGAACCGAGACUCGACUUGCUCAUUAACAAUGCAGGUCUUAUAGCAUCAGGCAGAACUGAAGAUGGUUUUGGCAUGGCAUUUGGCAUCAACCACCUGGGCCACUAUUUGCUGACGCUGUUGCUGUUGGAUCGUCUAAAGCAGGCAGAGCACAGCCGCGUCGUCAACGUGUCCGCCCUGCUGCAUCGGCUGGGGUCUGUGGAUUUCAACCUCCUCAACACGCAGAAGGAUCUGGUCACAGGUCAAUCGUACUGGCACGCAUUUUGAGCCUACUGCCACAGCAAACUGUGCAAUGUACUCUUUACCCGUGAGCUCGCAAACCGACUGGAAGGGACGAGUGUCACUUGCUAUUGCCUGCAUCCAGGUGUUAUUGCAACUGAGAUCGGUCGAAAUAUGGGUGUGCUGCAGAAGCUGCUUUUCCUGCCCAUGUCCAAACUGUUUUUCCUGGACCCAGAGGGAGGUGCGCAGACUACGCUUUACUGUGCUUUGCAGGAGGGACUUGAGCCUCUGAGUGGACGGUACUUCUCUUCCUGUGCCCUGCAGAAUGUUAGCGCUCACGGACGAGACGAUGCCUUGGCCAAGAAGCUUUGGGAAGUGAGCGAGAGGCUGUGUGGCCUAUCGUGAGUGAGCUCACACAGGUUUGUAGAACAGAAACAGAGAGACCACCAACAGCAUUAUGAGUGUGAGCUUCUGAAGUUGUUCAUAUAAUGUCUCUCCUGGUGUUACAGGUAUGCAUAGCUGAGGUAGCUUUUGUAUUUGGUAAAUAAUGCUUUAAAAUAUAUUGUUGCUUUAACACAAUAUAUUUAAAUUAGGGUUGCACUGAUAUAUUUAAUUUCUGAUACAAUAAGCUGUUCAUAAUUAUUUUGUUAUGGCCCUAUAAAUGGCUGAUUUUAAAAAUUAUAUACUAUUUUGUCUCAGUUAAAAAUAAAACACUAAAACCUAAAAUCAGUUGUUCUAAAUGCUACAAGUGAAUAAUGUAUAGAGUGAAAAAUGGAAAUUCAUUUUGACAUUAUAUCUACCGAAUUAUUAUUAUUAUUAAUAAAUUUAGUGUUUUUAAAGAUUAACUUAGACUGUUAAAUUAUGGCAAAAGACAUAGAAAUAUAAAAAUAGGAAAAAUGAGCAUAAACAAUAAAUUAUAAUGUAAUAUUAGAAUAAUUAAAAUAAAAUAUUGGUCAAUAACUAAUAUGGUACCAAUAUAUUAUGCAUCCCUCUCUUAAAUAAAGCAACAAUAUAUGCACAGUAACAAUAGUAACCUUUUAUGCCCCUAUCAUUUGCAAUGCGUAUUAUUUUUCCUGAAAAAUAUUUAGAGGUGAAGUUGCGAUUUGUAUUCACUCACUGGACACAGCGGAAAUAGCAUAUUCCUUUGUAUUAAGGUUUUUGAAUGGUGUAUUUUUUUUUUUUUAUUAUCAUUAUUGAUCUAUGUAUCUUUUUGUUUCAUAUAUUUCAUAUCUUUGGUAUCCUUUUUUAUUUCAUGUUUCAUAACUUUCUUUCUUCCUUUCUUUCAUAUAUAUCAAUCUAUAUAGAUCUUUAUAUCAUUGCUAAUGUUUCUUUCUCUGCACUAUUUCUUCAUGAUAGUUCUAUUGUUAUGAACAUGCAUAAGUUUUAUAACUUUCAUAAUCACAUUGCAUCCACCUUUUUUUGAAACGCAUGACCAAUUCAAAUACCUCAUGUAUUUGAAAAUGAAAAUCAUUUGAAGAAAGUAAAAAUAUCUGAUAAAGAACAUCAAUUUCUUUUGUGUAUUU
Molecule: messenger RNA, 2199 nt
Organism: Onychostoma macrolepis
Lineage: Eukaryota; Metazoa; Chordata; Actinopteri; Cypriniformes; Cyprinidae
Product: dehydrogenase/reductase SDR family member 13-like
Exons: 5
Source: RefSeq, a predicted model, not a curated record